This is a messenger RNA of Serpula lacrymans var. lacrymans S7.9, 573 nucleotides long. RefSeq lists its product as uncharacterized. The record is from RefSeq and is a predicted model, not a curated record. The transcript has 2 exons. The coding region runs from base 1 to 573 and encodes 190 amino acids. NCBI's taxonomy places the organism in Eukaryota, Fungi, Basidiomycota, Agaricomycetes, Boletales, Serpulaceae.
AUGCACUUGAUUCCCUCAAUUGCAGAUAUUCAGUUUGCUACCAACACAAUUGAAUGGGGAUCAAAGGCACGAAUCAACCCAUUACAUGUUGCACAGUUUCUUGCAGGUCUCUCUGCAUUGUCACCAGGUGCUAUCCGUCAAGCACUCUGUGCACAAAAGUUCAGCCUCGACACACUAGACGAGGAGAUGAAGUGGACAAACAAGAAGGUCACAGAGUUAGAAGCAGUCAAGGAUUUCCUCGAAGAAGUCCAGAAAAGCAAUGCAGUUUUGUGUGCCGGCCUUUGUUCCCAAGUCAGCCUUAUUGAACAGUACAUGAACAACAACAAUUUGGCUGUCAUCACACCUCCAUCUGAUUGCGGUUCCAAAGGCUCUGUAGGUACAUUUCAGGCUGAAAUUGACAAACCUAGUAACAUAGGCGACCUGGAUUCUGUGGAUGAUUCUGACAAGAGUCCUGAACAUGAUCUUGGUCACGGGUUCUAUGAAGUUGAUGGUGCUGUGCAAUUUAGGGGAGAGGAUGAAUGUUCCAGUGAGGAACUUGAGGAGGCCGAAGAAAUAGGGGGAGGAGGAAAUUAG